Messenger RNA from Suricata suricatta (meerkat), 786 nucleotides. Its product is annotated as olfactory receptor 4D2. The record is from RefSeq and is a predicted model, not a curated record. The annotation marks the transcript as partial. Gene Ontology annotation, biological process: G protein-coupled receptor signaling pathway. Gene Ontology annotation, cellular component: membrane. NCBI's taxonomy places the organism in Eukaryota, Metazoa, Chordata, Mammalia, Carnivora, Herpestidae. The transcript has a single exon. Gene Ontology annotation, molecular function: G protein-coupled receptor activity; olfactory receptor activity.
UCAGACACACGGCUCCACACACCCAUGUACUUUCUGCUCCGAAAUCUGGCUGUCUUAGACCUCUGUUUCUCCUCUGUCACUGCCCCAAAGAUGCUGGUGGACUUCCUCUCUGAGAAGAAGACCAUCUCCUACCAGGGCUGCAUGGCCCAGAUCUUCUUCUUCCACUUUCUGGGAGGCGCCAUGGUCUUCUUCCUCUCAGUCAUGGCCUAUGACCGCCUUGUUGCCAUCUCCCGACCCCUCCACUAUGUGACCAUCAUGAACACGCAGCUCUGUGUGGGACUUGUGGUGACUAGCUGGAUAGGAGGUUUUGUCCAUUCCAUUUCCCAACUGGCUCUGAUGCUCCCACUGCCUUUCUGUGGCCCUAAUGUCCUGGAUAACUUCUACUGUGAUGUCCCACAAGUGCUGAGACUUGCCUGCACUGACACCUCCCUCCUGGAGUUCCUCAUGAUCUCCAACAGUGGGCUGCUGGAUGUCAUCUGGUUCUUUCUCCUCCUGACCUCCUACUCAGUCAUCCUGGUGAUGCUGAGGUCUCACUCUGGGCAGGCGAGGAGGAAGGCAGCCUCCACUUGCACCACCCACAUCGUCGUGGUGUCCAUGGUUUUCAUCCCAAGCAUUUACCUGUAUGCCCGGCCCCUCACCCCCUUCUCCAUGGACAAGGCUGUGUCCAUCAGCCACACGGUCAUGACCCCCAUGCUCAACCCCAUGAUCUACACCCUGAGGAACCAGGAGGUGCAGGCGGCAGUGAAGAGACUAGGGAGGCACUGGCUGGUUUGUAAACGGGAGUGA